Molecule: messenger RNA, 1670 nt
Organism: Impatiens glandulifera
Lineage: Eukaryota; Viridiplantae; Streptophyta; Magnoliopsida; Ericales; Balsaminaceae
Product: iridoid oxidase-like
Exons: 2
Coding region: 20-1600 (526 amino acids)
Molecular function (GO): monooxygenase activity; heme binding; iron ion binding
Source: RefSeq, a predicted model, not a curated record
UGAACAUUAGUCCUUAAAAAUGGAAUGGGCUUGGAGUUUUUCUUUUCUCUCUUGGCUAAGCCUUAUCCUAUCAGGGCCACCUCUCAUUCUCCUCUUCCUUUUCCAUACCCGGAGGAGGAGACAGGUGGAGGAGUUUCAUUCUGGUAAACUCCGGCCACCAGGUCCUCAGGGAUGGCCAGUGGUAGGCAACAUAUUCGACCUCGGAGAACUGCCACAUCAGACCUUGUGUAAGUUCCAGGAUAAGUUCGGGCCUGUUAUUUGGCUGCAGUUAGGAUCGGUUGGAACACUUGUAAUCAACUCAGCUGAUUCGGCGGCCAAACUCUUCAAGAGCCACGACCUAGCCUUCUCCGACCGUAGAUGCCCCAAUGCACUAACUGUCCACGGUUACAAUCAUGGGUCAAUUGCCAUUGGAAACUACAGCCCUUACUUCCGCGUAUUCAAGCGGAUUGGUGCCAUGGAAUUCAAUGCGGUAAAGAGAGUAAACGAGAGUGUUGAAGUCCGAAGAAAGUGUGUCGAUAACAUGAUCAUUUGGAUCGAAGAAGCAGCCAUGAAAUCCCAUUCAAGUGGGCUGAAGGGCGUGAUAGAGAUUUACCAUUUUGUCUUCCUUAUGGCUUUCAAUAUGGUUGGAAAUAUGGUAUUCUCCGAGGACAUAAUAGAUUCGGAAACCAAGGAAUGGAAAGAAUUCUUUGAUUCAAUGAAUAAGGUCGUGGAAUGGACUGGCAAGCCUAACUUAUCGGAUUAUUUCCCACUGUUGAAGAUGUUAGAUCCGUUGGGAAUAAAGAAGGCAAUGAAUAAGGAUAUGGGAAGAUGCUUGAAGAUUGUAGCGAAUUUUGUGAAGGAGAGGAUGGAGGUUCGAGAGGAGAGAUUCAAGAGGAAAGAUGGUAAGGAGAAGAAGGAUUUCCUUGAUGUUCUAUUGGAGUUUGAAGGUGACAAAAGAGAUAGUCUUGGUAGGAUUUCCGAGGAAAACCUCAAUAUAAUUUUAACGGAAAUAUUUUUUGCAGGCACGGAGACCACGAACACUUCGAUUGAGUGGUUAAUGUCGGAUCUACUAAACAACCCCAAUUGCAUGAGAAAGGUUGAGGAGGAACUCGAGAGAAUAGUCGGAAGGGAAAGAAAGGUAGAAGAAAGCGAUAUCAAUAAACUCUUGUAUCUACAAGCAUCAGCGAAAGAGUCGUUAAGAUUGCACCCUCCCAUUCCCCUGCUCCUCCCUAGGAAUUCAACCGAGGAUACUAUCUACAAUGGAUACUUUAUACCAAAAGACACCCAAGUCUUAAUAAAUGCAUAUGCAAUAGGGAGAGACCCCGAAGUGUGGGACGACCCUUUGGAUUUCAAACCUGAGAGGUUCCUUAACAAUAAUAUAGAGCCAACGGGUCAACAUUUCGGGUUCAUCCCUUUUGGAGCAGGUAGAAGGAUGUGUAUGGGUUAUGUUUUGGGACAACGAAUACUUCAUCUGACUGCUGCGACUCUCAUCCACACGUUCCACUGGGAAGCAGAUGAUUCAACAACUCCUAAGAUGAUCGACAUGACUGAAAAGAUGGGGAUAACCCUAAGAAAAUUGAUCCCCUUAAGAAUGAUACCUAAAAGGAGAGAUCUACCUUGAAACUCUUUGUACUACCCUUAUUUAUGCAAAUAAGUGUUUUUUACACUACUAUUUAAGUAUAAAAGAAUAA